Antechinus flavipes (yellow-footed antechinus) is the source of this 3085-nucleotide messenger RNA. Its product is annotated as thyrotropin-releasing hormone receptor-like. The transcript has 3 exons. The record is from RefSeq and is a predicted model, not a curated record. Gene Ontology annotation, molecular function: thyrotropin-releasing hormone receptor activity. Gene Ontology annotation, cellular component: membrane. Lineage: Eukaryota; Metazoa; Chordata; Mammalia; Dasyuromorphia; Dasyuridae. The coding region runs from base 1 to 1224 and encodes 407 amino acids. Gene Ontology annotation, biological process: phospholipase C-activating G protein-coupled receptor signaling pathway.
AUGGAGAACCGCAGCAGAGUUGACAGCCCCAUCAACAUGUCACUGGUGGGCAGAGACACUGUCCUGGGCUUGAUGGAGUACAAGACUGUCUCUGUCUUCCUGGUGCUGCUGAUCUGUGGGGUGGGCAUUAUCGGCAACAUGAUGGUGGUCCUCGUCGUGCUGACCACCCGGGACAUGCGGACGCCCACCAACUGCUACCUGGUCAGCCUGGCCUUGGCUGACCUCAUGGUGCUCCUGGCGGCCGGGCUGCCCAAUGUCUCUGACAGCUUGGCUGGGCAGUGGAUCUAUGGGCACGCCGGCUGCCUUUGUAUCACCUACUUCCAGUACCUCGGAAUCAAUGUCUCUUCUUGUUCCAUCAUGGCCUUCACUGUGGAGAGGUACAUCGCCAUCUGCCAUCCCAUAAGGGCCCAGACAGUGUGCACAGUAUCCCGGGCCAAGCGUAUCAUCACCGGGGUCUGGGUGGUCACCUCUGUUUACUGCAUGCUCUGGUUCUUCCUGGUUGACAUCAACAUCACCAAAAACCAGAGCCUAGAAUGUGGUUACAAGGUUUCCAGGAACCUCUACUUGCCCAUCUACCUGCUGGACUUUGCCAUUUUCUUCGUUACCCCCUUGGUGGUGGCCACGGUUCUCUAUGGGCUGAUUGGGAGGAUACUCUUCCUGAGCUCUCUCUCCCACCUCCCCAGCUGUGUCGGCCCGGAGGGCUGCCCGGAGGGGAGCGCUCCAGAGAGGGGAGCAGAGCAGGGCAAGGCUGGGGGCCGCCCCCGGACUAAAGGGGCCUUGUCUUCUAGGAAGCAGGUCACCAAGAUGCUGGUCAUGGUGGUGGUCCUCUUCGCUGUCCUGUGGAUGCCCUACCGGACCCUGGUCCUAGUGAACUCCUUUAUGGACCGCCCCUAUCUUGACCCAUGGUUUCUCCUAUUCUGUCGAACCUGUAUCUACGCCAACAGCGCCAUCAACCCCAUUGUUUACAACCUCAUGUCCCAGAAGUUCCGGACGGCCUUUAGGAGGCUGUGCAAAUGCCCAGAGGAAGAGCCUCAACGGCGAAUGGUCUACCUGACCACUGCCAGCUACAGUGUGGUGCAGGAGGCCUUCCAAGCCAAGCCCAGGGCCUUGGGCAAGAAGCAAGGGCAAGCUCCGCCUCCUUUGGAGCAGGAGCAGGAUGCUGAGAGUCCUCAGCCCGUUGGCCAGCCGGCCAGCCAAGAAAAGCCCUAUUUCAGUAUGGUCUAGCGCCUUUCUGCCACCUCCUUCCCCUGCUUUCUCCUCUUUCCCUUAUAACCCUGCACGGUUGGGUUCUUCUCCUCUUCUAGGUUCCUUUAAAGACCUUUCAAGUGAAAAAAAGAGAUUUGUGAAGAGAUGAUGGAGAGAAAUCACCCUAAGGAUGAAUGCACCAAAAUCUUAACAGAGAAAGGCUUUUCUUCUCAUUAUAAUUACUUAUAAUUAUAAUAAUCAUGAUUAAAACACAAAGAAUUACUUAAUUCUUUGUAAUUAAAAAGACUGUGACAUCAGACAGGUGAUAUCAUUAUGUGUAAGUGAAUUGGAUUGGAGGGAGGGAGGGCGGUACAAGAUCACCAAUCUCACUUUCUCCUUCAGAGCCUCUGGCUCUAGUGAUUGCCAGCAGCCUGGAGAACCUGGUGUGCAGCUCUGGAAACAGCAGUAGGACCAAGAAUAUGAGAAUUUAAGAUAUUCCAUAUGGAGAAGGAACUGGAAAUGACUACACAGUCCAAUUCUCUGCCAUUUUCAGCUUUUCCAGCUAUAUGGAGACUCUGGACUCUAAUGUGAUGUUAACCCAUUGAAUCUUCUUCCCGAGGUUUAAGACUCAAGGAAAAAACAGACUUUCACUAUGUGGAAAAUAUCUGGAAAAAAUGGAAAUUGAUUCUAUUAUGGUAUAGAAAGAUAGACCUGAUAUACCUAAUCCCCAAAAUGAAAUCUCUUUGAAUGGAAAAAAAUGUAAAAACGACACUGAAAAAUAGCAUAAAUUGAAGGCAGUGCUCCAGUUUUCUGGUCACUAGAUUUGGGAAAACAGGGAAGCCUGUUUUCAGACUGAUAUGGAACUUUUUAUAAGGGAUAUUUUAAAAGGAGGAUAAUGAUUAAUGUUUUCAACAUGGCUAUUGUACACUGGGUUGAGAAGGCUUUUUGGAAAAGUAUUUAUUAAAGGCCAUACCCCAAAGAAACUAGCAAAUCUAAUGAGAAUAGGAUUCAAUUUUGAGACAAGUAUUUGAUAUUUCUAUAGUACAGAUCUUACAUGAUUUUGAAAUUCCUCCAUAUGUCAAGUUCAAUCUAAGAUGACUUGGGGUAAUUAAAGCUAUACAAAUGUGACUCAAGAACUCUGCCAGGACAUUCUUCUGCCAACAUACCAGGUAGAAACUACAUAUCAGCAUUUAAUUGGGAUGAAAUAUCCAAAUAAAUAGCAAGAAAAAAAAUCUAACAAUAGAAUUAUUUCAAGUCCUUCUCUCCAAGAGAGAACAAACCCCCACAGACUCCCAAGUCAGAGUAGGAAUAAGAGAAUGCUGACAUCUGCUGCUGAAGCUACCAUUCCCUUUUCCACCACGUCUGAUGUUGUUAUAAUGCUUCUUCUUCAAAAGAGUGUAGCUCAACCUAUCUCAAGGGUCAAUCACAUUUUCAGAACUUUCUUUAGAAACGCCCCACCAUACACGACUGCCAUACAAAUGUGUUGUUCAGACAGUUAUAAAAUAUUUUUUCAUUUUUUUCCUUCAUUUCCCCAUAUGGAAAAUUUCCCCAAGCCUCAUUCCCAUUUUGAGCAGAAUAAGCCAAUUCGUUUCAAAUCCCAGCAUGUCCCUUUCUGCCAGUGCUAUAUAAAUUUCUUUGAAGUUUGGAAAAGCUUCAAUGAGGCAUUUAACAAUCUUGUAAGGGAGGAUGGCCAGUUCAAGCUUUACAUCUCUGCCAUCAUACUUCAGAUUUCUUUAAGUAGAUGGAAUAAGAAUGUCUUAUGAUGGAAAGAUUUAGGGUUCAGGAGGACUGAAUUUUAGUUUUAAUUCCACUAUUAAUUAGCUAUUCCUGGAUUAAUCACUAAACCCAUUUCCUCAUCUGUAAAAUGAAGAGUUUAAUAAACUGACUCUUUAAAAGCAAA